Messenger RNA from Rhodamnia argentea, 1418 nucleotides. RefSeq names its product transcription factor MYB53-like. NCBI's taxonomy places the organism in Eukaryota, Viridiplantae, Streptophyta, Magnoliopsida, Myrtales, Myrtaceae. The record is from RefSeq and is a predicted model, not a curated record. Gene Ontology annotation, biological process: regulation of stomatal movement. The transcript is spliced from 3 exons. Bases 146 to 1210 code for a protein of 354 amino acids.
CCCCACACACACAAACACCAACUUGAGGUAUGAGCAUGAUUAGCAACUGUUCACUUUAAAUCCCCAUCAGAAAACUUCACUUCCCACCCACUGACCACCCCCAUCUUCCCCUUUCUCUCAUAUUCCUCAGGCACUCUCAAUUCAAAUGGCACGUACCUCGUGUAAUAACAAACUGAGGAAAGGGUUAUGGUCGCCUGAUGAAGACGAGAAGCUGUUCAGUUACAUAGCCAGACACGGGGUGGGUUGCUGGAGUUCGGUUCCGAAACUAGCCGGUUUGCAGAGAUGUGGGAAGAGUUGCAGAUUGAGGUGGAUCAACUAUUUAAGGCCUGACCUGAAGAGAGGCAUGUUUUCACAGCAAGAGGAGGAUCUCAUCAUCACUCUUCAUGCAGUUCUAGGAAACAGGUGGGCUCAAAUUGCCACACAAUUGCCUGGACGAACCGAUAACGAGAUAAAGAAUUUCUGGAACUCGUAUGUGAGGAAGAAGCUGAUGAAACAAGGUAUUGACCCGGUUACCCACAAGCCACUUAGAGAAUUAAAAGGCAAGCCUGAGAAUUGCGUAGAGAAUGAGGCCACGCAAGCACUGCAGGAGUUCGAGGGAAGUCUAGGUAUAUCUAGCCUAAUAGCAAAAGAACCAGCAUUUCCUAUGGAUGGGAUGCAUGGUGGACCAAUGGAAUCAUCAAUUGGAGAGGUCUGCCAGAACAGGGCACUCUUUGAUCCAUCAUCCUCCUUAGAAUUCCAUACUGCUAUCAACCCCGUUCGCUACAGUGUCAAAUCGAGAUCGGUCGAUCCAGGAUACUUUGGGAUGAAUGCCGCUCCGUUCUCAUCAGUGUCGAACCCAAUGGAAUUUGAUCACGGGAACAAGAACACAGCUGACAACCUGGUUUCUAGAAUAAGCUGUUUGUUCUUCCACGAAGCAAAGAAAUAUUGCAGCAACAGCUCAAACAACAUCAGCAACGACACCGAGUCUCGGCUGAACACUGUGGUGAAGAACGAAGAUUUACCCUGGGCCGAUGACAGGGAGUUGGACCCUCUGCAUCAGUUUCAGGCAAACGUGACAGGGUCUGAAGAACUCACGUCAAUUUCAUGGCCAGAGGAAUGCCUUGUUGCUCACUCUGCAGUAGAUUUCCAUAGCGCCGAUCACCCCUCAAUGUCACUGUCCGAUGAUCAAAUUAUACAGGCACAUUUCGAUAACUUCCAAGAGCCGAUAUGAACACGUCAGUUCAUGUCCGCUACAGGGUAUUCUUCCUAUACUGUAGCAUUCUAGAUGAUGUGUCGUUUUUUCCAAGCAUUGUGAGAUAUAUGUCGUGCCCCUAAAUCGCGACGGAGUUGCCAUAGUAUUUUCUCUGUUCCUUCCUCGCUAAUUUCUUUGAUGAGUGUAACUUUCAGGUCUUUACCUUUCUGCACUUACGUGAGGCAUC